Molecule: messenger RNA, 1011 nt
Organism: Aureobasidium subglaciale EXF-2481
Lineage: Eukaryota; Fungi; Ascomycota; Dothideomycetes; Dothideales; Saccotheciaceae
Exons: 5
Coding region: 158-898 (246 amino acids)
Biological process (GO): phosphatidylcholine biosynthetic process
Molecular function (GO): S-adenosylmethionine-dependent methyltransferase activity
Source: RefSeq, a predicted model, not a curated record
UUCGUAUGACUCAUAAGUUAAUGCUCAAAUGCGUGCAUAUACAGAAAGCAAUGUAAUCGAGUAGGUCUGUUGAAUGGGAGUGACUCGUCAUGUGAAAAUGCCAAGAGUCAUGACGCAGAAGUGUCGUUCUGUUUGUUGAGCCGCGAGAGCUUCUGCCAUGUGUUCUUCCGGCUGUCCAACUCUCCCAUCUCCAGUUUGUGUUUGUGUCACGGUAGACCUCGACUUCGCACUCGUACCUUUCUUUCCUGCGCAUAGCUCAAACUCACCUGUACUCGUCGCGGAAAUGUCUUUUAUUUCGGAUUAUGUCGAUAUUGGACAACCUGUCUUUUGGUUGUCUGCGGCUAGCAUCGCAUUCAACCCUUUGUUCUGGAACACGGCCGCUAGAUCAGAGUACCACAACAAAUCCAUCACCAAGCUGUUUGGCGGCAAGUCGCUUUACGGCUGCUAUGCCCUCGCCGUGACAAUCUUCUCCCUUGGAAUCGUUCGAGACAGCAUCUACGAACGCGCCCUUCGCUCCCAACCCACUCACCCCCUGAUGCAAGGUCCUGUCGCCGAAGCACUAGCCGUUGCUCUGUUCGCCAGUGGUAACGUCCUCGUCCUCACAUCAAUGUACGCACUCGGCGUCACCGGCACUUACCUCGGCGACUACUUCGGCAUGCUCAUGGACGACAUGGUGACGGGAUUCCCGUUCAAUGUCUGCUCUGCACCCAUGUACUAUGGAUCUACUCUCAGCUUCCUCGGCUCGGCAUUGUGGUUUGGCAAGCCUGCUGGCCUUGUGUUGACUGGACUGGUAUUCGUGGUUUACAAGAUUGCUCUGACAUACGAGGACCCCUUCACUGCAGGCAUCUAUGCCGAGAGGGAGAGAAAGCAAAAGGCCGAGGGCAAGAAGGCUCGUUGAUGGCUAUAAGGUCACCGUGAGGAGUAUGGAAGGCGAGAGACGCUUCUGUGCGAGAAGAGAAGGGGCAGACGGUUCAGGGGGAGAACAGGGAAAAGGAGAUGGAGGAGUUUCAA